Molecule: messenger RNA, 1386 nt
Organism: Penicillium salamii
Lineage: Eukaryota; Fungi; Ascomycota; Eurotiomycetes; Eurotiales; Aspergillaceae
Source: the annotation of a GenBank genome assembly
AUGGAUGUCGCGGGGGUCGCGGAUACGUGGAUCCCAUACUCCGUAUGCCCCGCCACUUUGCCCUUCACAGACUCAACUUCUUCAAUCACCUAUGAUAUUAUGCCACACAUCAUUCUUCUUGGAACACUAGACACCAAGCAUGCCGAAAUACUAUACCUCCAUCACCAGUUGAAGCAUAUAGCUUCUCGAUUAUCGCAACCACUUCAAGUCACCCUGAUUGACUGCGGCUGCCAAAACAUCAUCGACGAAGCAAUCAACGUCACUCAUUCAGAUUUGAUCAAAAAAUAUGCACCCUCCAGCAGAGAGAUCCGGGGGCUUCCCCGAGGAGAAGCGAUCGAAUUGAUGAUCGGCUAUGUCACUCGUUGUGUGCAGGAUUUGUUGAAAACCAGUACCGUCCACGGGAUAGUAGGUGCGGGGGGAAGUUGUGGCACGAGUGUGAUCUCCGCAGUGAUGAGGACUGCACCGAUCGGUCUUCCCAAGCUCAUUGCCAGCACAAUUGCUUCCGGGAAUACAAGUCCGGUUGUUGGAGAGUGCGAUAUCACCUUGAUGUACUCUGUGGUCGACAUCGCCGGUACCAAUGGCCUUUUGCGUGAUGUUCUCGACAAUUCCGCUGGCGCCAUUUUUGGGAUGGCUUUGGCAUACCAGUGCCGGAUACCAGAUGCCAAAGUAUUGGCAGAUCGUCAAGAAACGCCGACCCCGAAGACACGGGUUGGUAUCACGAUGUUCGGUGUUACAACUGCAUGCGUGGACCGUAUAAGAGCCCACUUAGAAGAGAACUAUUCUGUGGAAGUUUAUGUGUUCCACGCCACCGGUCAUGGCGGCAAAGCCAUGGAGCGUCUGGUUGACGAAGGUCGCCUGGAUGCUAUUCUGGAUGUGACAACCACCGAGAUAUGUGACUUGGUCGCAGGUGGAACUAUGAGUUGUGAUCCUGAUCGUCUUGAGACUAUGCUCAAGAAAGGAAUCCCGACUAUUAUCUCUGUUGGAGCCACCGAUAUGGUGAACUUUGGGCCGAAGGAAACAGUCCCACCCCAAUACCAAGACCGCAAGCUGGUGGUCCACAAUCCUACGGUCACUCUGAUGCGGACAUCGCCUGAAGAAUGUCGACAGGUUGGAGAGUUUAUCGUUGAUAAAGUCAAGCGGUUCGCUCGAGAUCAGACAAAAGUUGAAGUUUGGCUUCCUAGUGGUGGCGUUAGUGUUCUGGCAACACCAGGUUCCCCGUUUGCAGAUACCGAUGCCGAUUCGACCCUUGCCAAUGCUGUGCAAUCUGGCUUAGAGGGUACAGGGACCCUUGUGGUAUGUGAUGACCGCGAUAUCAACAACAGCGAGUUUGCUAUUGAUAUCGUAAAUCGUCUUAUGGUCUUGGUGAAUGGGAAGAAGAACUUCUAA